AGCGACGAGAGAUAGAGAAAUCAGCCGUCGCGAUCUCUAAAAAUCCGGGAUCCCGGCGGCGAGUCGUCGGCCGCGGCGUUACGUUUGACGAGGCCGACUCUGCGUAGACCGCCGUAAUCGUUUCUUCUUCCACGGUCGGAGCUACACGCCAGCACGGGAAUCAACGGACCCUACACCGCCACCCGACCACCACCACCUGACCCCACCAAUCAUGACAAUUUCGGUUCAUAACAAUUAUUAUUGUAAUCGCAACGAUGUGAUAAACACACACACACACACACACACGUCUCUGUGAUUUCGUAACGUUAUACGUAUACGUGGAUUACACACACACACAUAUAUAUAUAUAUAUAUUUAUAGUAUGUGCUCAUACACGAUACAUAUGUAUUAAAAUGUGUGCGUAUGUGUGCGCGCGCGCGCGCGUGUGUGUUCGUACUUCCAUAAUCGAUUGUUAACGCGAAUAAUUUUUCUACUAUUCCAUAGAAUUAUUAUUGUUGUUGUUGUUGUUGUUGUCGUCCGUCGCCUUUGUCGUGCCGUUUUCGCCGUUGAUGUUUGACGUCUAAGUGUAACGUCACAGUCGUGUCCGCGUCGGCGGACGCGCGACAGCCCACCCGUCAAAGUACAGCCGACUAAAAUGGCCCAAGCCCGAACGCGUUGAUCGUCACCGGGCUCGACGAGACGAGUGUGGCGCGUCGAAAACACCGUUGGUGUUUGCGUGCGUUUGCAUAGCAUGACAUAUAUCAACAACGCAAUCAUGUUGAUAGAAGAAGAAGUCGCCGGCAACAUGUCGAACAAACACAACAGCAAGGUUCAAGACAAAAAUAUAUGGAAAUCGUUGCGGACGCACAUUUUGUCUCGUCGCGAGAAGAACAAACAAGCUGAAGUUGAUGCUGAAGUGCUAAGAAAAAAAAAAUGUGUAGAGUAUCAAAAAAUGCAAGAAAACAAAUUGUCAUUAGCACAGAUCAAUGGACGUUUAAUUCAACUACGAGACAAACGUGAUGAACUUGAAGAAGAAAAACGUGCACUCUUAAAUCAGUCACAAGCUACUGAUGAUAGUAUGGCAACUGCUUUAGUUGUGCCUAAAACUGAAUCUAAUUGUGAGCCUAUUAACAAUAAGACUGUAGUGACCAACAAUAUCAAUAAUUCUGUUGUUACAAAUCAUCGGUCGACCCCUUUACUUCAACAACAACAACAACAACAUAUAUUUAGACAACAGACUACAGUAGUUAAUGCACAAUCUGGUGCAGGAUCUCCUGCUGCGGGUAGCGGAUUAAGCCCAUUGGCGCAACAGCCUUUGAUUAUGCACAAUUCCAGUACCAGUAACGCUGGAAGUAGUAACCAAACAUUAUUAGUUUGUUCGCCAGCCACAAUAAAUGCUGCUGCAAACAAUCAGAACAAUAAUGUGACUCGUCCUACUAUGUCAUUACCAGCUUCUUUAUCUAGUACAAUGAGUUUUACAAAAUUUCCGCCGCUGUAUAGCAGUAGUACCACUCAUUUAUUAGCGCCGAAUGUUGGAACCAGUAACAAAAUGGGUAGAACACCAUCUCCGCAACCCCAAACUAUACAGCAACAAAACUAUCAACAGCCACAAAUUGUUGUACCUUUCCCUCCAUAUAAGCCAAUAAAUAAUAGUGGUAGCACCACUAGUAAUUUAAAUUCUACUGCUCCAGUUUCCGUUGUAAAUAGCAUAAAUCAGUCUUUGGCUACUGGAACCAAUAGUAACUAUCCUAUUGAAAACUCAAAUAGACGUGGAAAUAGAGAAGACACUACACAGUCAUUUAAUAGAAAUGUUUGGAUUAACAACAACUGCAACAAUACUAAUAAAAACACACAGCCAAAUGUCAGUAAUUAUGGAUCAUUUUAUCAAUCGAAUUCUACUACUGCAGUUAAUUAUUGUGUCAAUAAUGGCAUGUUGUCUUCAGCUCCAUCACUAUCUUCAGUAAAUACAGUAUAUAGUUAUUCUGGGCCACCACCGCCACCACCUCCACCACCACCACGAACAGAAUCGUCCAACAGUGGCAAUUUAAUCGUGAGUACAGCUGGUGAUCAUGGAGCUCAACAAAUACCAAAACCUCUUUCUUCUCAUCAACACCAUCAACCUCAUCAUCAUGCACACUCCCAUCCACCUAUGUACAUGAGCCCAGGCAUUCGAAACCAAACUAGUAAUCACACAUAUCACCCAAAACCACCUCAUAAUGUCUAUCCAGAUGAUAAGUUGGCACCUCCUCCAGCAUCUAGUUUUUAUCAACAACAAGGCAGUAGAAAUAUUCAUUUAUCAAAUACUACGACUGUUACGUCACAACCACAUCAGAUGAAUCAAAAACCACACAAUGUUGGUUAUCCUAUGCGACAUCCGACAGCUGCAUCUCCAGCUUCUCAACUAUCUCCAGCAAUUAUUCAGUCGUCUCAACAACACGCCUCAUAUACUGUUCCGACAAGUUCAGUCACAGGGUAUUCAAAUAAACCGCCUGCCACUGUUGCUUCAACUACCGAUAUUCCUAGAUAUCAACAACCAUCACAAACGCCAAUGUCUAGACAUGAAUAA
This is a messenger RNA of Melanaphis sacchari, 2545 nucleotides long. Its product is annotated as dual specificity protein kinase splB-like. NCBI's taxonomy places the organism in Eukaryota, Metazoa, Arthropoda, Insecta, Hemiptera, Aphididae. The transcript has 10 exons. Bases 731 to 2545 code for a protein of 604 amino acids. The record is from RefSeq and is a predicted model, not a curated record.